AUGGGCUCGCGCACGCCGCACACGCUGGUGGACACCACGCCCGCCAAGACCAUCGUGGUGUACCGCAACGGGGACCAGUUCUACGUGGGCCGCAAGUUCGUGCUGUCGCGGCGCCGCGUGGCCACCUUCGAGGCGCUGCUGGAGCAGCUGACCGAGCAGGUGGAGGUGCCGUUCGGUGUGCGGCGCCUCUUCACGCCGACGCGCGGGCGCCCGGUGCUGGAGCUGGACUCGCUGCAGGCCGGCGGCAAGUACGUGGCGGCCGGGCGCGAGCGCUUCAAGAAGCUGGAUUAUAUUAAUAUAGUUCCCAGAAAACCUGCAAAGAUGAGGAAGUUGAAGGAAAUCAAGCCGGUGGUGCACUGUGGCAUGAACGUGCCUUCCAGGUGGCAGACGUUCCAUCGUAUGUCCCGACAAAUAAAUGUUUUCACAAAUGGAAGAUUAUUUAUUCCACCUGUAAAGAUUAUUAUACCCAAAUUCAGCCUGAUGGAGUGGAACAGCGUGCUGGCCACGGUCGGGGAGAAGGUCUUCCCUCUGGGAGGCGUUAGAAAAUUAUUUACAAUGAAUGGACAUCUUUUGGACAACUCCAAGGAUUUGCAAGACAACCAUUUUUACGUGGCGGCGGGACUGGAGGCCUUCAAGAAUUUCCCUUACUGGAAGUCCCCGAAGGUGCCGAGUGAAGUCCAACAAAAGUACACAGACAUGGAGAAACAUUCACGAAGAAAGAAAAAAGAGGAUCCCAAGGUGAAAGACACUCGUAAACAGGACAGCGUUUCACCCAAAACACAGGAUUCUGUGUUUCAUGCCAAAGAAGGAAAAAAGAAACCAAAGGCAGAGGAUUUAAUCCAGAGUGGGGCAGAUGGUGACGUGUUUAAAGCCCAGACUCCUAACCAGGAGACCCAAGGAGCCCCGGAAGUCAAGGAGGCCCCAGACGUGCGUGUGGAGCUGCCUGUGGACGGGAGACCAGCCGAAAUCGUCAAAGACACUGAAGAGACACACAGACACAUGUCUGAUUUUGAAAGCAACAGGGAAAAAGAAGAUGAAAAGCUUUAUGAAGAUAAUGAAAGGAAGGCACCCAGAGACACCCUCCUGGGUUGUCCAGAGAGCCAGGAAUGCUCCGCGCUGUCAGGCUCAGGAUGA
Dama dama (fallow deer) is the source of this 1134-nucleotide messenger RNA. It is a transcript of the gene DCDC2C, whose product is annotated as doublecortin domain containing 2C. Gene Ontology annotation, biological process: intracellular signal transduction. The record is from RefSeq and is a predicted model, not a curated record. The coding region runs from base 1 to 1134 and encodes 377 amino acids. Gene Ontology annotation, cellular component: microtubule organizing center; microtubule. The transcript has 11 exons. Lineage: Eukaryota; Metazoa; Chordata; Mammalia; Artiodactyla; Cervidae.